UUAUGCCAUAGAGCAAAACUUUAUCCAUUCGCAUGGCGUUUUAUUUUUUCCCAACCGUUUUCUACCGAGUUUAACGGCCACUUUCAAACACACACACUGUUCGCUGAAUAAAACGAACAAAAAAAUAGAAAUAAAGAUAAAAUUUACCCUGAAAAACUAAACAGGAAAAAAUUCAAGUGCACAUAAUUUGGCCAUCACACAGUGCACAGAUUUUGUGAGGGGGAACAUUUUUGGCAUUUUUGCAGCUCAACUUGCUAAACUAUUUGAAAAUUUUGGUGCAACGCUUUUUUCGCCCCCCUCUCUCGACUUUCCCACAGCGGAAAAGAAAAACAAAAAAGAAAGGUAAAUAAAUUUAUAUAGAAAAACAAAAGGAGUGCCGCCUGGCAACCAUGCCCCACAUUAAAACGCCAUAAGAAGGCAAACCAAAAAGGGUUGUGAAUAAAUUUCGGCUUUGUUGGUUCAAUAAGCUGGAGCGUUGGCAACAUGGCCGUUGUUUGGGACAUGAGCCAAUGGACGCAGGCGUGGCGGACCGACAGUCUGCAGCCGACGGUCCGCUCGAGCGGUACAAGAACGACCACAAGCGGUACAGCCAUGUACGGUCGCACGGCGGGCGGCGCCAAUCAAUCGGUGACGAAUGGCACCUCGAAUAGUGGCGCUAAUAGCGGCGGUGGUGUUAGUGGUGGUGCCCAGGGACACGAUAAGCUGAAAAUUGGCUUCUGCACGGACCUGGACAAAUCGGUUUUGGUCAACAAUUUCGAGAAACGCGGCUGGCAUCAGGUGAAUGGCGAUGACGAUUGGCAUUUCUAUUGGGCCGGCGUGCAAACCUGCCGGAAUAUAUUCAGUGUGGACAGUGGUUAUCGAAUGCACGACAACCAGAUGAUCAAUCACUUUCCCAAUCACUAUGAAUUAUCACGCAAGGACUUGCUGGUCAAGAACAUCAAGCGUUAUCGCAAGGACCUCGAAAGGGAUGGCAAUCCAUUGGCGGAGAAAACGGAAUCCAACAACUCCAGUGGCACCAGAUAUCUGUACCUGGACUUUGUGCCCACGACUUUCGUCCUGCCAGCGGAUUAUAAUAUGUUCGUGGAGGAGUAUCGCAAGUUUCCGCUGAGCACUUGGAUCAUGAAACCCUGUGGAAAAUCGCAAGGAGCGGGCAUAUUCCUUAUAAACAAGCUAUCCAAACUGAAAAAGUGGUCCAGGGAGGCCAAGGGUCCUUUUCACCCACAGAUCGCCAAGGAGUCGUAUGUGAUAUCCAGAUAUAUAGACAAUCCCCUCCUAAUUGGUGGUAAAAAAUUCGAUCUUCGUCUGUAUGUGCUAGUGGCUUCGUUCAGACCCCUGAAGGCUUAUCUAUUCAAGCAGGGAUUCUGUCGUUUUUGCACUGUGAAGUACGAUACGAGUGUCACGGAACUGGAUAAUAUGUACGUGCACCUGACCAAUGUGAGUGUGCAGAAACAUGGUGGCGAAUACAAUACCCUACAUGGCGGCAAGUGGUCAGUGCAAAAUCUCGCCUUGUAUCUGGAAGGAACCCGGGGAAAAGAGGUGACGGAUCGCUUGUUUGGAGCCAUAUCCUGGCUCAUAGUGCACUCCCUGCGAGCUGUGGCCCCUGUGAUGGCCAGUGAUAGACAUUGUUUCGAGUGCUAUGGCUACGACAUCAUCAUAGACAAUGCCCUGAAACCUUGGCUUGUCGAGGUGAAUGCCUCGCCCUCACUAACUUCGACUACAGUCAACGACAGGAUUCUGAAGUACAAGCUGAUUGACAACAUACUGUCCGUGGUCCUACCGCCCGAUGGAGUGCCCGAUGUGCGCUGGAACAAGGUGCCCAGUGCCGAUGCCUUGGGCAACUUUGAACUGCUCAUAGAUGAGGAGCUGGCCGCCCAGGAUGAGCAACACCAAAACAGCAGCAGCAACACCCAUAGUAAAACAUCUAAGAUGGGCAGCCGGUGGAAGUGACGAAAGUAGUUUCGGGGAGGGGAAUCGUUGGGUAUUUAAAAGCUAUUUAUUAACUGGUUAUGUGUGUCUUGUGUUAAUGAAGUAAAUACAAUUAUACAAAGAGAGCAAAAGUAAAAUAAAUAAUUUAUUAAAUGUA
Drosophila teissieri is the source of this 2083-nucleotide messenger RNA. It is a transcript of the gene TTLL1B, whose product is annotated as probable tubulin polyglutamylase TTLL1. Gene Ontology annotation, biological process: protein polyglutamylation; microtubule cytoskeleton organization. The transcript has a single exon. The record is from RefSeq and is a predicted model, not a curated record. Gene Ontology annotation, molecular function: tubulin-glutamic acid ligase activity; tubulin binding. Gene Ontology annotation, cellular component: cilium. Lineage: Eukaryota; Metazoa; Arthropoda; Insecta; Diptera; Drosophilidae. The coding region runs from base 484 to 1947 and encodes 487 amino acids.